Molecule: messenger RNA, 1065 nt
Organism: Trypanosoma cruzi
Lineage: Eukaryota; Euglenozoa; Kinetoplastea; Trypanosomatida; Trypanosomatidae
Exons: 1
Coding region: 1-1065 (354 amino acids)
Source: RefSeq, a predicted model, not a curated record
AUGAGGAGCGCCGGGGUGGACUCUUCCGUGACAGCCUCCACGGUUUCUGCGGCGAGGACGACGACGCCGACGCCGCAGCCGUUGCCGCCUACAAAAGUACUGAGAGACAGGGGCAUAAUUGACUUUAGGUACCCGAGCGAAAAGCGUGCUGCGCGGCAGCUGCAACUUGCAUUUCCUGACGCCGAGGCGCAGUUGGUGGCGGAGCUCGCGCUUCUCGUCUCGGCGCGGCGGCAGACCAUUGAGGACGCCUUGGAUUUGCUGCAGAGGCGUGAGGAGUCGGGAAAGAAUGCCCCGUCAAAAUUCAUUCAGAGAAUACCGGCGGUGCGGGUGGAGGGGGGGGCGGGAGGCGAAGGAAGAGGCGGGCAGAAGGACGAGCGCGAUGGUAAUGGGGAGCGGCAGUCAUGUGCUGAGAUCCCAAACAACGUGCCAGCGAAAGGCCGGGGCGCGCCACACGAGACAUCCGCAGAGAAGACGGCUGUUGUCGUCCCCGCCGUUCCCAAAACGACGACGAGGGCCAACGCCCCCGCUCAGCGGCGUGCAAGCGGCAGUACUCAGCCGUCAGAGACACGAAGUGGGGGCCUCAAUGCGGGAACAUUGGCAAAAGAUGCGGCGCAGUCCUCUCACAAUUCUUCUCAUGCCUCCCCGCCAUUAUCUUCCGCCACGACUACGCGUACUACCAAUCACACUAGUGCGACUGCGAGGCAUGCCGCGAAGGCGGUGCUCUUUGUGACCACCAUGACAGGCGACCGCCGUGUCCGUGAUCACUGCCGCCAGAUAGAGACGCUUUUGUAUUUGAAACGCAUUCAGUACGUAUCGGUGAAUGUCGCGGAUGAUCCCUUCACGCAGCGGCGUCUGCGUGAGAUGUACGCUGCAUCGACGGGUCGCAAUGUGAUGCCGCCCACACCGGCCUUUUUUAUAGGCGAACAUUUCAUUGGCGAUUACGAGGUGUUGCAGGAGUUGGAGGACGAUGGGAAGCUGAUGGAGACGCUGUGCCAAUGCGGCUACCGCACGCCCCAGGAGUCAAACAAAGAGGGCGGCAGGACCGAGCAGGGGGACAGUUGUUAA